AUGCAUUGCCAUGAAUUGUGCAAACAAGUUUCAAUCAUGAUUCUAGUUAACUUGGCUCUGGCUUUUGUCAAUUUACUUCUGAAGAAGGUUCUUAAUGAAGGAAUGGACUACAUGUCCAUCGUAACAUAUAGGCAGACAAUUUCAUUUAUCUUCAUGGCACCUAUUGCUUGCUUCUAUGAUAGGAAACACAAACUGAGGGUUCACAUAAUAUGUCUCCUUUUCCUCAGUGCUCUUCUAGGAAUAACACUCCCCCAAUACCUAUUUCUUAUUGGACUUGAAUAUACGUCUGCUACAUUCUCAUGUGCGUUCCUCAACAUGGUGCCUGUAUUUACGUUCAUUAUGGCUGUGCCAUUUGGGAUCGAGAAGGUGAACGUGCAAAGCAAGAGUGGUAAGGCCAAAGUCUUAGGAACUACUGUAUGCAUUGGUGGAGCUGUGUUGUUGGUCCUUUAUAAAGGAAUGCCCCUUAUCGACCCACAUUCUCAACACAUAGCAGACGAAGUUACAAGCCCAACUCCAUCUGCCAAGUUAGAGAAAUGGAUUAUAGGGUCAAUAAUUCUGACUAUAGGCUGCCUCUUGUGGUCUUCAUGGUUCAUUAUACAAGCAAAGAUUAGCAAAAAAUACCCGUGUCAAUACUCUAGCACAGCUAUUUUGUCACUUUUUGCUGCCAUUCAAUCAGCAAUAUUGACUUUGAUCAUCAAGAGAAAUAAUGCCUCGUGGAUUCUGAAAGGAAAGCUUGAAAUAAUGUGUGUUAUAUAUACUGGCUUGGUUGGAUCGGGCUUGUGCUAUGUGGCAAUGUCAUGGUGUGUCAAACAAAGGGGUCCAGUUUUUACCGCAGCUUUUACCCCCCUUUUACAGAUAUUUGUGGCUAUCCUCGAUUUCUCUUUACUAAAGGAGGAAAUUUACCUGGGAAGUGUUGCAGGAUCUUCCUUGGUUAUUGCCGGUAUGUAUAUUCUUCUGUGGGGAAAAGGUAAAGAGGGAGAGCAGUAUGUCCUGAAGGAUACGCAACCAAAUGAAGAUGUUGACUUUCCAUAG
This is a messenger RNA of Abrus precatorius (Indian licorice), 1032 nucleotides long. Its product is annotated as WAT1-related protein At3g30340-like. Gene Ontology annotation, cellular component: plasma membrane. Gene Ontology annotation, molecular function: transmembrane transporter activity. Bases 1 to 1032 code for a protein of 343 amino acids. The record is from RefSeq and is a predicted model, not a curated record. NCBI's taxonomy places the organism in Eukaryota, Viridiplantae, Streptophyta, Magnoliopsida, Fabales, Fabaceae. The transcript has 6 exons.